AAAAAGUAGCGGAACGCUCUCGUCUCGUGGGGUCCGAAGAGAGAGCGAAGUGGCGCGCAUUCUUUUCGCGAAUUUCUUCAAGAAUACUAUGGCAUCAAGGUUCUUACAACAAAAAAGCUCUGAACAAGGUCCAGAUAAAUUUGGAAGAUUUUUUUUGAUACAAGAAGAAGAAUAUUUGUCGAUAAAAAUGUCGGACACUUAGUCAACCAUGUCCGCAGGCUGUUCGGCGAGGACACAGGUACGAAGUUACCAACUUGCCUGGAAAUAAUGGACAAAAAUUUUGAUGCUGUACAGCGAGGCCGAAGCCGCCAAAAAAAUGCAACUCUUAAGGCUGGUUUUUCAACUCUAGACUACAGGUGUUUGCAGGUACUUACCUAGUUAACUACUGAAAAGGAUAAGGAAGCAGGAUGUCGCAUUCGCCCACACCAGUUAUUACGGAAAACUGACACCAAGUUCAUUCAACUUUUGUUUUACGGGUUAAUAUGAGUAAGACUGGCGAACCACUUCAGUAACAGUAUCAGUCAUUUUUACAUGUAGUUUAUCAUUUCGAGCCGGGCGGCAUGGUUGUAUACUCAUACCCCUUGAUGCCAGUCGGUUGCAGAUAAAUGUCCUAACCUAUGCCAAGAAAAAUCGAAUAUAUCAGAAAGUAUUGGAUCAUGUUGAUGUAGACCGCUAAGAUCACUCGGAAGCAACACAAGAACGGAAACCAGGUUUAUCGCGGACUUAUUGCGGAAAAAUCCAGACGGUUCCGCUCAUGCUCGCGACGCUGUUCGGUUAUUAUGCCAAGAAAAAUGGCUACCUGGAUCUAUCGCUGGGACUGACAACAUUCAAUUGCUUUAGCUCGAAUACCGUAGAAAACUUCUCAUCAGCACGAUGGUUCUCCAGCUCUAUGGUCAAUCAAAUUUUUGAGAACUACAAUUGCUUCAAUGAAGUAAGAAAGUACUUACUUAUCGACCCUGCUUCUGCUUGCAACUUCUCCAUCUCUAACCAUGUCGCAGUUGGCGGCACGUCCUGUAUUGCAUUAGCCUUACAGGAGCCGAAUGGCAAGGAGCGGAGGGAACAAGCGAGAACGGAGCCGGAUGCCGAAGCUGAUGAGAGCGAGGGCGAGACUGAUGUCGAUGCUCCACCGGAUCCAUCUUGCGAUGCAGUGGACAGGAAAAGUAGUAUCCCCCAUUCGUUUCUCGAUGCAACAGGCAGUGACGCGACUGGGGGAGGCAAGGUUUUUUGUGCAUCUGGAACGUGCGGACCUUCAUUGUCUACGGAAGAUAGUACAGCUACAUGUUUUUUGUUUCUCGCUUGAAAGAAAUACAUAGAAUUAUUCCAUGUUCUUGCUAAUGGUCAUACUAUACUUUAGCACGGCGCUGCACAAUGCCCAGUGGACGCUUUCAAACUCAAAGCUUUGUAGACUUGAGAAGACGAGGAGUAAACUUUUUCUUCGGACAUCGACAUCAUUGAUUUUGACUGCAUGCAAGGUACCCUUAUAAAUAUUUUUUCAAAUUAACACUCACUAGCGCGAGCUGCGUCUGCAUCCCAGUCAGUAGCAGAAGCGGAAAAUGCACCCAGCCCCACGACACCAAAACUGGAAGCUGCACCUGGAGCGGCACCAGGAGCGGCUGCAUCCCCGUUAGGAGGAGACGCCGCAUCCGCGUCAGCGGCAGAAGGGCAAGCUGCAUCAGCUGCAGCGAACGAAGGGAAAGAUGCUUCUGCGUCACCGGAAUACGAAAAAGCAGCGGAGGAAGGAGUCGUCGGCGACGGUACUCUUCUGUUGAACUUACUAUGCUUGUUAACCCUGAGUAUAUAUGAGGAGCGAAGAAGAUAUUGCGUCCUUUGGUCUUCCUUCCACGUUCCACUUCAUUACUGUUAACCCUACUGAGUCUUCCUUUCGUGUUGCCAACAUUCUCUUGGGCGGUAAUAGAUCACUGUGAUAAGUGUACAGGUCAACGCCUAAACCACUAAGCAAACUGCGCAGUUGACUUAGUGGCUUCAGCGUUAACCUGCAAACUCAUCACACCGAGAAAAAUGGACUUGGAACUGCUAUUUUCUACCACAGGCUAUUGCAAGCCGCCGGCGACGGUAGUGUCAUCCCAUUCGGGUGGGAACGAUGAAUUUUAUUAUUCGGAAAUACCAUUUGACACAUUGAAUAGGGAGAAAAAGUUGAGCGCCGUGGCCACUGGUUCGAUCUUUGGUCAUGUUGACGUUUUGAAAGCGUUACAGACGGAGUCGUUCUACGCCGUCCUCUCAGGAGAGUUUGCAUGCUUAAACCUGGGAAAGUACGAGUCCAAGACAUGUGCACAGAUGAACGCUCCAUCUACUGAGUGCUACGACCAAGAGAUAAACGGCGUCAAGUCGAUUCUAGCUGGUGGGAAAGCUGGGGGCUCUUGGUAUGUUUGGGCAAACCCAAGCUCCGAGUCUGGCAAGAACGUCGAUUUUUGGAGAGAGGAGAAAGUGCCUUGCAAUAUUAUGGAAGAGAAGCAGGAUGCCCAAAAGAAUCCUUAUUUAUAAUAGUGUGACAUUUCGUGUGCACUCGCGUUUAAGUAUUCAUUUUUCUCUUUGUUGUGAUAUAAAUAUUAUAGGUCGUGCUUUACCAUUGUACUACCAAAACUAAGUUGUAGUAAAGAAUACAAAUAGACUCUCGCCUCGAUGGAGCACCUUGAGUUUGAGAAUGCUGGUCGUACUUAGGGUCUUCAGUCACUAUUUACUUAGCCAUUUAAUACGCAAGGUAGGUGUUAGAACAAAGAAAACCUAGAAAACUAGACCCGCAGGGGAGUCAAGUUGGAAUCGGUACCCCCUUCGCUAUUCUAUACCUGCGAAGGUUGGAGCAAGUCCUCUCAGUUUGAUGAUUCUCGUGCAGUUUCAAACUGUGUCAGUUCGUGCCUAUGAGUAUCAAACUACUCGCUACGCUAGGGAUCUCGGUGCUGAUGUUCUCGAUUCCGAUAGUAUUCCACUCCUAUGGUGAUCAUCCUGAUGGCGGUCCCCUUGGUGUGAUCUUGUUGGUCUUCCUAUUGGUGUGAUUCUGAUCCUCUGGCCCUUUGGUUCACGAUCUUGGUGGACCUUUUGCCUGAGAUUCUUGGGCCGUUUCACGUUGUUGAUCUAUCCACUAUCAUCCUGCCCAACAGUAGGGUAGGGGGCGACGGUGGGCUCUUCUAGGUAAUCCGAUGAUGAGCGGCUUCUUUUUGCUCUUAUUGUGGUUGUGAACUCUAACUUUUCAGAAAAGCACAGGGACACUAGCGUUGCUGUACACAAUGUACCUCUAGCUGCUACAGAUCCAAAAAAAUUUUUCGAGGAGCACUGGCCGCAGGAAGCAAUUAAAGAUGGGAAACUCAAGAAAGGGUUUUGCAAAUUGGAGCUAGACACCGCCAACAAUUGCAAGAAACCGAUUUGCGUGGAGGAAAACCAUUGAGGUAAGAACCUCCACGAAGAUGUGGAUUCAUCGAAGAUGUGGAUUUGUUCUCAUGAAUAAGCGAUCAAAAGAAGUGUAGCAUUUGGAGGUUAUUUAUUCUUCUGCGUUUAAGAUAUGAAAGUACUCAAGGGCAAGAUGAAGCGAGUCCUCCUUCACUAUCGUCACUUUCGACAUAUACUCGUCGACAAAACGCCACAGGUAUGAUGGAGGGAGACGGUAUUGGCGGAGAUGGUCGGUGUGGAAAUGGAAUAUGGUUGAACUUACUACAGCAAGUUGCAGCAGCACCUCUUAUUUGUUGAUGCACAAACUAACGUAAUGAAGAUAGGUUUGCUCGUAAGCAAAGACAGAUUAUUUGUAGCGCAUCGUUGAAAUCAAGCUGGAUUUGUAUAGAUGAAGAAACUUGUAGCCGAAAAAUACCCGAUCAUUUUCAAGAAUGAUUUUUCCAAAUGAAGACUUUCAUAAGAACUACUGUUAACAAUGACUUCAACCGAUUUAUCGAAUUUUCAUUUGCGAUGAUUAUGGAGAAAAGGAGGCUGACUGUAAGUCGUGGCUGUCAAAAUGUAGUUUCGCUCGAGAAGUAUGCAGGUUCUCCCUCUCGCUGUCGACGGCAUAGCAAUUCCUAUCGCAUCCUACAUGGAGCCAGAAAUCGCUAUAAGUGUUUCGGAGGAUUCGGUCCCUAUAAAGCGCGUUCUAUCUACAACAGCAGCGUCAUUUCAUA
Messenger RNA from Amoebophrya sp. A25, 4118 nucleotides. NCBI's taxonomy places the organism in Eukaryota, Dinophyceae, Syndiniales, Amoebophryaceae. The record is from the annotation of a GenBank genome assembly.